AUGGUACGACCCCUGUGGGUGCUAGUUCUUGCGUUGGUCGGAGUCGUCUUGGAAUCGGUUGCAGCCCACAGUCAGGAGAAUUUUGGUGGGUUCUGCGGCGGCGGAGAUGGAACGCCGACUUGUGCGAUUGGAAUUUGCAGCUCCCACAGCUUAUGUGGCCCCUGUGAGGUUGGAACUUGCGAAACUUCCCUGGCGUGCUCCCUUGAUGGAACAAACACAAUUUGUGCAGGCUCGGACUUGGAACGACGAUUGAAACAGAAGUUGCCGCUGCGAGAGUCCGAGGCACCAACAUCAACAUCACCGACUCUCACGGAAAACGACUAUUAUUGUACCGGAAAAUGUACCUGUGCUGCAAACUUUUGCAACUCGGAUAACGACUGUGGCGGGGGAAGAGAGUACUGCCAAGGAGGUAAUGUCUCCUCGAUGUUUGGCUAUAACAUGACAACAGCUUGUUCCGGUACCUGUGUUCCGGCCCUUCAACUCGACGCGUGUGGCGCUGGUCUGUGCACAACAGACGUUGAUUGCGGCAGCGAGAACAAAACGUGUCUAAAUCUAGUUGGUGAAGAAUGUGGGGGCUUUUGCAACGGGCUAGCAUCCACUGUCAGCCACGACAGACACGAAAUCUCUGUUCCUUCCGCGUGUGCCGACCGUUCGUGCAGUUCCGAUUCUGAAUGCAAAACAGGAAACGAAUUUUGUCUCGACUUUAAUAGCAAGGUUCCUUGCAGUGGAACGUGUGCAACCACCACCACUUUAGAUGCGCGGAGCUCCUGUAUGAUGAACACAUGCUCAGUCAACCGUGACUGCAUCGAGCCUUUGGAAUUCUGCUCACAGGCCCAGGAAGGAACACGUUGCAGCGGCUUGUGCAUUCCUAUGGAAAUUGAAGAAGAGGAGGAGAGUAGUACCAGAACCAGUACAAUUACAAAUCCUUUCAUGGGCUCCAACGACUUCUUGAUGACCACCAACGAAGGUGUCUUUCAGGUUACUGGCUGCGCAAUUGGGGCGUGUAGCUCAGACAGUGAUUGCAGCGCUGAUUCAGAGUUUUGCUUUGUUUCUGCAGAUUCACCGUCCUGCUCAGGAGUCUGCUUACCAUUAGAAGAGAUUGAAGUUAACGGUUCCUGCACGCUUUCGUCAUGUACUUUUGAUGAAGACUGCAACAUUGGAUUGGAAACCUGCGUGGGCGGGGGUAGCGUCUUUACUCCUUGUUCAGGUUCCUGCCUCUUGCUUGAUAUUGAAGAAGAGGGAGACGAUAGCCUUGUCGUCGUUAGCGAAUGCUCUAACUCGACCUGCAGGUCUGACUUGGACUGCAUUACGGAACUCGAAGUUUGCGAUGGAAUGGAUACGCAGAACAAUGACACUUGUUCUGGGGUUUGCAUUUCAAUCGAUGGGCAGCUUUGUCCGUUGGAGAGCUGCAAUUCCGACGACGAUUGCAUCGAUCUGACUGCUGUUUGCCAAAACGCCACCGACAAUUUCACUUGUUCCGGAACCUGCGAAUCUAUUCAGUGUCCCGUAACUGACGAGGAGGUACAAUCGUGCAGUAUGGAUAAUGAUUGUCUUUCCGGAUUGGAAUCAUGCCAAGGAUUCGAUCUGCAAUUCGCUUGCAGUGGGACAUGCUCAAUCUUGGCUGGCGAAUGUCCGGAAGAGAGUUCGAAUGCAUCGGUUUCGACGGGGAAAGAGCUUGUACUGGCCAAUGCGUCCGUAUGCCUUGCCCCGGGGAGACCUGCUCGACCACGAGUGAGUGCAUUGACGGACAAAAAUGUUCUGGUGCAGAUGAUAAUGAACCGUGCAGCGGUAGCUGCGAAACCUUUUCACUACGAUUCCGCAAUUAUCGUGGCGAGCAGUUGCCAAACUUUGGCAAAGGAUUUGAUUUCGGGACAUUAUUCUUUACGAAACGAACGGUAUUUGUGAAUAAAAGGCGUUCAAACAAUGAUUGAGAUCCUAAACGCAUGUCAAUACCUCCCAAAGAAUCCUGAUUGUGCCGCGGUCGUAGCUACAUUAGAGAAUGACCAAGACCGUUCCGCGUGGAAUUCGCUGGAGAGUGUUGACGCCGCAAUUGAAGCUUGACGACAAACAGCAAACAAUUUAAAAACAAAGAGCAUCGCAAAAGUAUUUUGAUUAGCGAAGAGGUUGUGAUCCUGACUGUGAGAAUGUUCCGUAGACUCUUGGCGAAGAAAACCAGGUACUCUUAUUUCCUCACAGAGUUUCGAUUUACAUAUAAAGUACGUUGCAUGACCUGCAAAAUUUUGUACACUAUCUCCAGACGUUUACAGUAAUACAGUGCAGAAUUCAAAUCAAAAAGCUGGAAUACAAGGUAAUUAUGGUCGAACCGCUUUUUUUGGGAAAGGCAACUCUCUUUGACGUAACGAGAG
Molecule: messenger RNA, 2366 nt
Organism: Phaeodactylum tricornutum CCAP 1055/1
Lineage: Eukaryota; Bacillariophyta; Bacillariophyceae; Surirellales; Neidiaceae
Exons: 3
Coding region: 1-1905 (634 amino acids)
Source: RefSeq, a predicted model, not a curated record